Drosophila kikkawai is the source of this 1140-nucleotide messenger RNA. RefSeq names its product odorant receptor 46a-like. Gene Ontology annotation, biological process: sensory perception of smell; detection of chemical stimulus involved in sensory perception of smell. The record is from RefSeq and is a predicted model, not a curated record. Gene Ontology annotation, cellular component: plasma membrane. Gene Ontology annotation, molecular function: odorant binding; olfactory receptor activity. Lineage: Eukaryota; Metazoa; Arthropoda; Insecta; Diptera; Drosophilidae.
AUGGCAAAACAAGUGGAAAUCUUUUACAGGGGCCAGAAGGCCUUCCUGAACAUCUUCUCGCUGUGGCCGCAGAAGGAACGCUGGUGGAGAAUCUUCCACCAGGUCAACUAUGUGCACGUUAUGGGCUUCUGGGUGCUGCUGUUCGACUUCAUCCUAGUCCUUCACGUGGUUGGCAACCUGCGCGACAUGAACGAAGUGGUCAAGGCCAUCUUUGUGCUGGCCACCAGUGCGGGGCACACCACCAAGCUGAUCAGCGUUAAAGUCAACAAUGUGGCUCUGGAGGAGCUCUUCAAGCGGUUGGAUGAUGAGGAUUUCCAACCGAGGGAUCCAAAAGAAGAGAUGAUCUUCAAGGCCGCCUGUGAAACGACUCGCAAGCAGCGAAACUACUAUGGAUCCUUGUCCUUCAAUGCCUUGACCAUGCUCCUUGUGAUGCAAUUGUUGUUGGAUUGGACAGAACUUCCGCUGAGCACAUUCAAUCCCUUUAGUGACCAUCCUGGCUCUGCGGGCUACUGGUGUCUCUACUGCUACCAGUGCCUGGCUCUGUCCAUCUGCUGCGUUACGAACAUUGCCUUUGAUUCCCUGUGCUCCUCCUUGUUCAUCUUUAUCAAAGGUCAGCUGGACAUUUUGGCAGUUCGUUUGAAUAAUAUUGGAAACGAUCUGGGUAGAGGUGAAAAAACCGUGGAGAAGCAGCUGAAGCAGUGCAUCCGUUAUCACUCGACCAUUGUGGAGUUGACCGAAACCGUUGAGCUUUUGCUUUGCAAACCGAUUUCGGUUCAAAUCUUCUGUUCUGUGCUGGUUCUUACAGCCAACUUUUAUGCCAUAGCCUUGCUCUCCGAAGAUAAGACCGCCUUAUUUAAAAUGAUGCCCUAUCAGGCUUGCAUGCUAAUGCAGAUUUUCAUCUUGUGCUACUUUGCGGGCGAAGUCACUAAUCGCAGCAUGGAGCUACCCCACGAGCUGUACAAGACCAGUUGGAUGGACUGGAACCGCCCUAACCGACGAAUCCUGUUGAUGUUCAUGCAACGUUUGCACUCAAGUCUGCGUAUAAGGACCUUAAAUCCCAGUCUUGGCUUUGACCUGCAUUUAUUCGCCUCGGUAGGUGAAGUCCUUAACUUUUCUUUUCAGUGUUGCCAAUUUCCAUAA